AAUGACAGCUCAGAAUUUAUGCUCAACUGCCCAACUGCGACACCCCAACUGACACUUUCGGGCAGCUGGCCAGAAUUAAGCACACCAAUAUGGCCACACCAGACGAGCCCCUGCAGACCCGCAUAGUCGACGACAAAUCGCCCAUCUGCAUCCCUUUCAUCCUAUCACGUAUCGCAGAGUACAGGAAACAGCAUGCUGGGGAAGACAACCCGCGGCCGUUUAUAGUAGGCCUGAACGGGGUCCAGGGAGUGGGCAAAACCACCCUCGUACGCGCCCUAGCCGAGACGCUUCAGGAGCGCGAGGGGUUGCCCACUUUGGUAGUGAGCAUCGACGACUUUUACCUUACACACGCAGACCAGCUCGCGCUGGCGGCGGCGCAUCCCGACAACGCGCUGGUACAGUGUCGCGGCGAGCCAGGAACGCACGACAUCCCCCUCCUCACCAGCUUCCUCGCCUCCCUCACCGCCAACCAACCGACCCCGAUCCCCCAAUACGACAAAUCCGCCUUCUCCGGCCUCGGCGACCGCCUCCCCCCCCCCAGCUGGCCACAAACCUCCGCCAGCAACCCGCCGCGCGUGGUCAUCCUCGAAGGGUGGUGCAUCGGCUUCCGCGCCCUCCCCCCCGCCGAACUAACCCGCCGCUGGCAGCAGCCCGCCACGCGCACCCUGCACCAGCACAAGCUCGAACACCUCGAAUGGAUCAACACCCAACUGACCCACUACGAAACAGCCCUCCACGGCACGCUGGACGCGUUCGUGCACGUGGACGCGGCCGACAACGGGUAUGUGUACGAGUGGCGGGCCGAGCAGGAGGCACAGCUGCGGCGGGAGCGCGGGAGCGGCAUGAGCGAGGCGCAGGUGCGCCGCUUCGUGGACGCCUACUUCCCCGCGUACGAGCUGUACACGGACGGGGUGCGGCGCGGGGUGUUUGAGGGCGUGGAGGGUCGCCGCCGGGAGGGGUGUCAGUUGCGGAUUGUGGUCGGGAGGGAUCGUGGGGUCGUGGAGAGUAUGGUUAUUUAGAUGAGCUAGAUUGGUGGAUAAGGGCGGUGAUGGUUGCUGGAGAGCUUGCGUUGAAAAAAGAAACAGAUAAAGUAUAUAAUUGUGGGUUUUUAAAAGUGAGUAGAGAGAAGAGAGUCUACCAGAUACCAGCUACAUACCCAGCCAUCUAUGUAUGAAUCCUCAGAGCAUGCAUAAUGGGAUGAGAGAAACGCAGCUAUGCCUCCAUGAAAUGAAACGUAAUAACCGCCUGUCCACCCCGCUGUAUCCCAUUUUGUCGUGAAAUCGUCAA
Messenger RNA from Chaetomium fimeti, 1287 nucleotides. Its product is annotated as P-loop containing nucleoside triphosphate hydrolase protein. Gene Ontology annotation, molecular function: GTP binding. The coding region runs from base 90 to 1019 and encodes 309 amino acids. The record is from RefSeq and is a predicted model, not a curated record. Gene Ontology annotation, cellular component: cytoplasm. The transcript is spliced from 2 exons. Gene Ontology annotation, biological process: SRP-dependent cotranslational protein targeting to membrane. NCBI's taxonomy places the organism in Eukaryota, Fungi, Ascomycota, Sordariomycetes, Sordariales, Chaetomiaceae.